AUGGAUCGAAGAGAUCCUAUGGCAUUAUCUGGGUCUACAUCUUACUAUACUCAGAGAGGAAUAGCUGUCCCUGGUUUUGGAGGACACCCUGAGCUUCAUGGAUCACCAGGCAUUCAUCAAUUGUCGAAUCCAAAUGUGUCGUAUCAGUCCAAUAUGGGAGGCAGUACUAUGGGAUCAACACUACUAGUAGAACCUCCUUCAGCUAUGUUCUCCCAUGGUGUCAAUGUGGGUGGUGGACAAGCUAUGAUGUCAUCAAAUGAGCAAAUUAAAAGGAAAAGAGGAAGGCCUCGGAAAUACGGACCUGAUGGAUCUGUAUCCUUGCAACUGUCUCCUUCUCCUGUUACCAAUCUUGGAAUGGCAUCACCAACCCAGAAGCGCAGUAGGGGAUGAAUAAAAGGGACUGGGAAGAAGCAACAAUUAGCUUCUCUUAGUACGUUUCUGAUAGAAAAUUUGAGUUUUGUUUUGUGCUUGAUCAUUACUUGCUGCGACGUACAGAGCAAAAAUGUGUUCAAAUGUUGAGUUUCCUGGUCUUUUAAGAAGUCAGCUAUUCAUUUACUUUAUCUUGGUUUGCUUUCAUAUUGCAAUGUAUUUUUUAAUAGUUGAGUCGCUCGAAAAAAAAUUGACGAAUGAGAGAACAGAAAUAGAACAUAAAAGAAAAUGGACAUGUGAAUAAAAAAAACUAUGCGUUGUAGGAUUCUUCUUCUAAUGUUAAUUUGUAAUUUUAGAUAAUAAAUCUGAUAGGGUCUUGGGGGAAGGUAAUGAGGGGAGGGUGUUGGAAAAAGUUACCAGCGUUCUCUGCAUAGGGUGAUCUUUUGGUGGAGAGUUUUUGUAGGUAGAUUUGAUUGGGACUCCAGGAGUAUAUGGUUGUAUAUAAGCAUGUUUUGAAAGAUUCAAAGAUGCUCUUCUUGUAAAGUCUUUGUUAAUUUGGUUGUUCAUAGCAGCAUCUAAUAAAGCUAUCAAAAUUAGACAGCAGAAAAACGACUGCUGAAUAUUUGGUACAUCUUUAACUUAUUUGUGUUUGUGAACGUGUACAUUUAUAUGUUUUUUUCUCUUAUAUUCAUCUAUAUAUAUAGCAUAUACUAUUGGGCAAUUUUAUUCUCAAUAUUUUUAUGUUUGUGAUUCUGUUGCUCAUUAUAACCUCUAGUAAUGAAAUAGCCGUGGGCAUAUAUUUUAUUAUAAUUUAGUUCUAAACUACAAAGGUUUAGUAAAUGUAUUUUUUAUAUAUCACUUGGUAUGCGUGAUAUUCAAUGUUGAUUAUUUUUGCUAGGUGAAUGGCUAUCUGGUUAUGUCGGGAUGGGUUUUACUCCACAUGUUAUCACUGUUGUAGUUGGAGAAGUAGUCAUUCCUUUCAUUAUUAUGUAUUCUUUUCUUAUUGUCAGUAUUUUAGAUCAUGAAAUAUACAAGCUUCAUUUUGUUAUGGAGUUGCCAAUUUAUAUACAUAUAUAGGGUUUUGGAAUUUCUGUGGAUGCUGAUA
Messenger RNA from Humulus lupulus (European hop), 1474 nucleotides. Its product is annotated as AT-hook motif nuclear-localized protein 11-like. Bases 1 to 390 code for a protein of 129 amino acids. The record is from RefSeq and is a predicted model, not a curated record. Lineage: Eukaryota; Viridiplantae; Streptophyta; Magnoliopsida; Rosales; Cannabaceae. The transcript has a single exon.